GGUCAAUCCGGCACCGAGCUGGAUUCCCUUCACCACUGGGCGUGGUACGAAACACGAUGCCAGUUCCACUAGACCAAUAAUCGACAGCCCUCCAACUAUCGCCCCCACGCCUAUCCCAGCGGCCAUAGUCUCGUGCAGGGUUAAGGGCCUUGCGAUUGCCACUGCGGCUAGGACUUUCAUCGCGCCUGAUAAGACAUUGAAAAGUCCAGAAAAGAUGAGGGUGGACGUAAGGGAAAUGCAACCCGCAGAGGCGAGCGCUAUCGUUAGCGGAAGGAAUUGCAGCGAUUUUAAUAACGUAGGUCGCUCUAUAUCGAGAUUGAAGAAUGACCUGAUUUUGGUCAAGGUGCUGGGCAUAUUGAGUGGCGAUCUCUACCGAGGGACUCUAUGGGCUGUCAAAGUAGGGGCGAGAUUGCCAAUCUCUACAUGCCACCUUUAUGGCGGAACCGAUCCGACUUAUCGACCAAUAGUAUGCUCCCUGUUUUAUCCGCCAACAAGAGGGCAUAUCGUAAAGCCUUAUCAGGCUUUAGCCCUGCCAGGUUCAACUGUGUUGGGAAGCCUUUCACCGGAACGUCCGGCUAUACUUCCUUUUCUGUUUUGCAUAUCCGCGCUGUCUCUUCAAGACAAAUAA
Molecule: messenger RNA, 628 nt
Organism: Acaulospora colombiana
Lineage: Eukaryota; Fungi; Glomeromycota; Glomeromycetes; Diversisporales; Acaulosporaceae
Source: the annotation of a GenBank genome assembly